AUGGAAGCGGAUAGCUUUGACGUCCCUUUCUUGCAUAUUCCACGUGAUAAUAUAGCUCCACAGCCACUGACAACGGCUUCAAACAGAACGCCGGGUCAGCAUACUUGGAUUCAACUCUCUGGACAUUACGGUAAAAAUUGUUUGGAUAAUCUGCCUUAUUGCACUUUCGCAAAUUUACACUGAUGUAACUUGUCCCCAAGUCUUGUCGGCAUUGCUGGAAAAAAACUCGACUAUAGUGCGGAUAACCUACUUUAAGUGUGAAAGACAAAUAUCGUGCUCGGGUCCGAGCACGUAGGUUUACGAGCUCGUAAACCAGUCGAGGGUGACCACCUAAGCAGGCAGUUAAAGAGCUGACUGUAAUAAGGCCGUGAGCUCUCCGCCAUGGGUUUGAACCCGCAGGACUGCAAUUUUUUUAAACUAAAUAUUCAGUUAGGAGGUCUGAACUUAAGGGACACUUACAAAUUUAUUCUGUCUGGGGAUCAUCUGGUGGAUCGGCGAUUGUGUACGAUAAGCCGAAUGGGAAUUCGGCCUAUCCUGUUGGGAUUAAUGGGUUGUAUACGUUGCAGGAAGUUGGGUGUGUAAUUUUGAUCAAAAAGCAGGCCUCAUGAUUCGUAGGUCAGGCGGUUAGAGUGCUGGCUGCACGAACUCUCUGCCCUUUCUUUCGGGGCCUCUGAUGCGACCCAGAUAGACUUGUUUUCGUUAAGUGGCACUUUUUGAAAUGGAUCAGAUUUGUUGGUGUAGUUCCAAAUUGGCUUUCCUGGGGAUAUUUUGACAGGCCGCUGACUGGUUUGUUAUGAUAAUCUUAAGGCAAUAUUUCCCCGGAAUGGAUUUUAAGCAGGCAUAGACAACAGAACUUAUUGGAACAAGUAAAUUUCGCGACGGCUUAUCAACUGCAGCCUGCCGUUGCAUAACACAGAUAACAAGUGAGAAAGAUACAGAGGUUUGAACUUCACAGAGAAAAUCAAUGUAUAACAGCAAAGUCAUCGUAUACUGCACGUAGACUAAUCAAUAAAAUGGUAACUUGAAAACGCAAAGUAGGAAAGAAAAUGGGAAGGUUAAGAUGCCGAAGGAUUUCGUAAAUCAAAAGGGGCUCAGAUCAACCAGGGCAAGCUGAGGUUGACCACGUGGUCUGUUUGCAUAGGUCAGGUCUCUCCCGCCGUAUGUAGGCUGCCUCCAGGUAGCGCAGUAACCCAGUUGUUCGUUCUCGAUUAAUACUCGAAAAGAUGUUUUUGGGUCAACCAAAUGACCACUAUCAAGGAGGCGUUUUGUAAUAGAAGACCGUAGGAUCUUAUUCCCCUGCUUUAAAAGCUAUUUAGGCAGGUGCUCAACUGACCUGGCUGCCAGUUGCCUUUGCGUUCGCCUAAUGUACUUGCAUCAACAAGUGCAUGUGAAUUCGUAAACACAAUUUGACGUGCCGUGCAAUGGUAAGGCAUGCUUCGCCCGUGGAACUUGGAUAGCCUUAGUAGGGCUGCAGAAUAUGAGUUCAGCUGAGUUGUAUGUUCCUUCAGUGACGCAUCUUAGUCGCCGCUUAAUGGUAUUGGAUAUGCUGUUGCCUUUAAAGGAUAAGGAUAUUACAACGGUUUUUUUCGGAACUGAUUACUCCGUUAAUUUGGGCUGUAAAUUGUUGCUAUACUUUUCGAUUACUCGUGUUGGAUAUCCCCGAUUUACGAAAUUCUUUGGCGUGUUAACUUCCCCAUUUUCAUUCCUAUGUUGCGUUUUCAAGUUACCAUUUUAUUGAUUAGUCUCCGUGCAGUAUACGAUGAUCUUACUGUUUUAAAUUGAUUUUCUCUGUGGAAGUUCGAACCUUUGUUUCUUUCUCACUUGUUAUCUGUGUUAUGCAACGUCAGGCUGCACUUAAUAAGCCGUCGCGAAAUUUACUGGUUCCAGUAAAUUCUGCUGUCUAUACCUGCCUUAAAUUAUGAGAAUCUUCCGGGACAGUCGUACGCUUCCCUUCGAAUCGUUGGAUUACGCAGUUCGGACGUAUUCGUUCUGCCAGAUAUUCAAAACGAAGGACUCUGUGGUUACCUUGUAUUUCGGGUGGAUAAGUUGCUGGCUGUACCAUGUCCGUGCCCUCUCCGCCGUGGGCUUGAAUCCAACCGGUGCAUCCGCGUCUUUUGUAACCCAACAUUCAUUUGAACCCCAGGAAUUUGCCAAAUCACCUAAUUUUAUUUGAGUUGUAAUCUUCUAAUGGAUUGCUCAUUGCUUGCUCGGUUGCUUCCGACUGUGCAUUCUGCCCGUCUUAUUGGAAUUGGUGGAUUGUGUCUUUUGCAGUAGACUGGGCUGUCCCGUGGCGGCAGAUGACCAGCACUUUAGUUUUUACCGACCGGUGUUACUCGUGUUAUGGCUUUUUUCGGACCCUCUGAGUUCAUAAUCAUUAGCUGCUCACGUGAAUAUUUUCAGUAAGUCGUCCCGCAGCACUAGGGCGUUUGUAUUUUUUCCCAACUACAAUGCAGAGCGUGAUCUUGUAUCAAAUCUGUCUAUUCUUGUAUUUCUGACACUCAGUCUCCUCAGUCGUGCCCAGUAGUUUGACGCCGGCGUCCAUCGGUGCUUGUUUGGAUUUAAUUCAACCCCAUACACUUGCUGUGUGGUUAUUUUUACGCAUAUAAAUCUUGUUUCUGUAUCUAUGUAUUUAUAUUGCAUAGUCUGUUCCCUCGAGCAAUUUCGUCGGUUUUAUCUAGUCUCGAAACUGUCAUGCUUUCCGGCCCACGUUUCUUUUUAUGGCAGUUGCUUUACUGUUUUUUUUUUCAAAAAAAAUGAUUAACUGCGUUUUAUCCAUUUUUUUCAGAUUCAUUUAUACCUGACAGGGCAGGAACCAUUUUAAAGGUAUACAGUGAGCAGGAAGAAGCUUGUCUCAAUGUCCUUGCCCGUGAUGUCCUGAGAGAUUUUGUUCCUACCUACAAGGGAGAGACAGUUGUGAACGGGAAAAGUAUGACUUGUUCCUUGUCACCCUAUAUAUAUUUAACUGUUUGUCUUUCCGAGACUUUGCUGUCCCCAUUUCUACCACCAGAAUUACUCAUUCGAAUUAAGGGGAAUUUAUGAUGGAGGCGGGAUAUGCCCGUCCAGUUGUGACUUUGGUCAAUUGUAGUAUAGCUUAGGAGUGAUGCGUACCAAUAUCUCCUGAUUGCUGAUCCAAAAUCGACGUUCCUGCGUUUCCGUGAUACUGAUACUCUGUAGCCCACGUGGGUCGUCACUUGGCGACUAACAUUUAGUGGUCGUCCGAUUUUUCCUGACAAGGACAUGAACACUUGAAUAACCAUUUCCAUCCUUUAGCCAAGAUGGAGCAAUGUACAUCACUCCCUUGUGACCAACUGUUACCGGUCUUGACCAACAUGGCGUCAACCCAAGGUGGAAGUUUGAGUCAAACCUAAACUUCAGGUUGCAGCCGGGAUUUAGGAUAUCACCUACUAAUGGAGGUAAAUAAACCAAGUGGUCAUUCUAGUGUGGCUGUCUUUAUCGGCAAAACUUUUCGAUUGUUAGGAACCGCUGUUGUGGAGCGAUAACAUUUGCGAUUGUGUGAGCGAAUAACUAGAAUUGUCUUCGUAUCUAACUGCGGCUCGUCUAAAUCUAAUCCAUACUUUAGUGUAAGCCAAGCAAGCCUUGGUCUCGUGGGCAUUCCGGAAGUACCGUCUUCCUCGUCUUUUGAAUCCAUCAAAUUAUCACAGAAAGUAUCUUCUAAAUUGCACGACCCCUGUGUGGCUUCUGCUGGAUAACUUUUAUUCGAUUUUUACGGCUUGCUGAGCUUGCUACAAAUUCUGUUUUCCUACAUGCGGCAACUUGGAUCCUCCGGACUGAACAUUUUCAAUGGGAGAAAAUUUUUAUCAACGUAGUACUGUUUCCUAGUCCGUUGAGUCAUUUCCUCCCAAUAUGUGGAAGUGCUUGGCUAUAUAGUUGCGAUCUUUUACCUGUCCGAUUGUAGGGAAAAGCUUACUCGUCCGUUUUGCCGUGGGACUCACCUCUAGAAUACUAUCGAAAUGCAUGUGGUAAGUGGGAUAUGUCGCCGGCAAGAACGAAGGUGAACUGAGUUGCCCAUCUUCGGUCAGUUUGCAGCUCUUAGCCGAGGUCUCUGAACUCUGAACCCGAAUCCAGUUGCUGGACGAACAUUUCAUCUCAGGCAUCCUACCACUUCCAUGAACGUGCUUAUCCGAUCGGCCACGGUCAAGAAUGUCCCAAAUCAUCGGGGAUGCGGCGCCUCAACGAUAUGAUCAUGUCAAGGACAUUGUUUGUUUCCGUCUGCCUGGGCGCUCAGCUCCAGUCCCCUCGGGCAGUAGUGUAGUUACACGUAGUUGGCGGGACACCAGCUAAGAAUAUUCCUACUCGCAGCAGGCAAUGUGUGAACUCGAUGAAUCAUAUGGCAAAAUGCACCAUGGGCUAUAGGACCCGUAUUCGAAUUUCAGGCUGACUAGGGUGUGGGAUUGAAGUAUGGCAGGCAAUAAAGACAGGAAAGUGAGCAACACUCACCACUGUGUUUUCUCGAUCCUAGUCAGCAGAAUGUGGGCACGUAGCCUAAAUAUGACAGCUUUUUGCUUAAAAAUGCUUGAUGGUCAACUAGCUGGGAUUAGACUCACAUUUCUUUUUCAUUGAUUAGUUGUCACGAUACGGUCGGCUAGGUCGGAAAUUCAGAGUAAGGAGUGAUUGUGCUUCAUUCUGCAGCCAGGAUAAAUUGGUAGUAGUAACCUGGAGUCCUUUGAGCGUUCCAUCUACUACAGUGUUUUGAGUAUUCGUCAUGUUUGGAAGUAAAUAAAACGCCUCGAAUCUAAAUGAAGUUAUAAUAGCAAGUAAUCCUUAAAUGCACUAUUUCUAGUCAUACAGAGGCAGUGCAUUUUAAUGUAACCUGCCAGACGUUUUGCAUCACGGAAAGAUAACCCUUCACUUUGGCUUCUAGAAUUCAUUUUCCAGCUUGUAUUAUCUUAGGCGACCUCACGAAGACUGCCCGUCAAGCCAUGGAAGCGCCACUUCCACUUGGAUUAUAAUAUUGCGGAUCGCAGCUGGCGAGACGUGGGCUCGGUAACCCAGUCUAUGAUCGUUUGACAUAAGUGCCGCGAUGACCAGCUGGAUCUAAGUUCCUGUCUGGGGUUCCCCAGUACCGGUGCUUGUUUAUGACAGCAAACAAAUCAUAAAUGGCCAUUCCGGUCACCCGUGUCUUUGCCAGUUUGCGUUCUGUGUUGGGAGGAAUGUGCGUUUUUUAGCCUUGUACGCGCAUGUUCACUCGUCUGUUGAAGUUGCGAAUCCCAAACCAUGCAUUAUAGUUCACGCGACCUCAUAUCGCGGUGCGCUCGGCAUUGAGCUCUUCUUAGCAGUACGUCGCUACUGAGAUCUAAGACUGAACAAGAGACACAGAGUGAAAAGUAGCCAUUUGUCCGCGACUUUAUCACAGUCCUUUGUUUUUAAUUCACUCGAUUCUCAUUUUGAGACUGGAAAAGCCGUCAUUCCCCGAACGCUCCUAUUCUUUAACGAAGUAAUACAUCAGUUAUGUGAUUCGGAUCGUUGGGGACACAUUUGAGUCAUUAUUGGUAUAUGGGGAUCCACUGUCAUUCCAAACCCCAUGCAUGAUGUCGUCACCUAACUGCUUGCUAUAGCCAACUGCUGGCCACCUAAUCGGUGAAAUGUCACGAGAUUCGCACAAUCCGCCCAUCCACGCAUCCCGGAAACCUUAACUGCAUUAAAGAAGCGACCGUUCUUUUCAAGAAGUCAUAGUUUGAUUUAUGAACUAUUAACUAGCUAAUAAGUAUUUUUCGCCAAGACUGGGGAUUCUUAAAAAAGGAGUUUAAUACAGGUCACUUAUUUAAGGCUUAGUAUAACGCACGAUAGGGAGCGUAAAUGCAAUAGUGGGAAGAAUAAUUGAAAAUACUAACAAAUGCGAAGUACUCGGCGUAUUCGGUUGUUCUUUUGCAUGGAAUACACUUUUAAGCCUGACUGACAUAAAAACUACCAAGUUGUCUGUGGCGGAGUCGUCUACGCAGUUAUUAGGUGCAAAAUUUAGUUCUCACUGCAUUAAAAAACCUUUUCUUGCGUUUUAAUUUCCUUUGAGUAACGGAACUGAUGUGCGGCAGAUUAGCAGGAAUAAAAGUGCCUCAUAGGCCUCAAGUUGAGACGAUGGCCGUGGCUCAUAAAUUAUAUUAUGACCGUUAGCUUUAUCAGAACCAUACCUUCUUCGAGUGGUGGACUGGGUUAGUGUCUCGCAAUAUACUGGAGUUUAUUCACGCUCGCUGAACGCCAUGGUAACGGAAGGCAUCUUUGGCGAUAUCGGUAAGAACCUUGUUGUUUAUUGCUUCCGUUUUCGGUCGCCAGAUUGGCCGCUGUCUGAGUUUAGUGGCCAUCCUAAUCACCAGUCGUCGGCACUUCUUAGGAGUUGCGAUGGGCACAGAGUAUUCUUGUCGGAAGUUUUUCCCACACCUUACCACCUGGGAUAGUUCCGUGGCCUGUCUAAACAUAAAACUGCAUCACAAAAUAAACGCACUUCAAGAAGGAAAGUUUGUGACCAAUAUACUCUUUGGCUGAUGGCCAAAUUUCCCCGUCUUUUUCAUAGUUACAUUCGGAGGGAAGAGGGCUGAAUGCGUCCUGAAUAGUCUUAAUUCGCACAUAAUGGUAUUUCUGGGUGUAACGACAAAUACACUCGUCUUUCUUGUAGACUUUUUUUGGUGCACCUUACUUGUUUCUAGAACCUGUUCCAUCGUUGAAGAUUCGCCACAGAUUGACCUGACUAACAUCAAACAAACUUGCUAACGUCUCAUGCGACAGCCGUCCGGCUGCUUAUUUCCGUUUACGUUCCACAUCGAUUGUCGACGGAAACUGUGGCCUGAGGUGCGACAUAGAAAAACGACGGCAUAUCGCGGGUGCCCCUUUUGUACUUAUUUAUGUCCUUUGAUACGCAGUGCGGUAGAGAAUAAUUAUCGUCAAUAAGUUUAUUGCCGCGUCUUACGGCAACACGCCGUCAUUUGGCAAGUCCACAUUUUUACAGGUCAAUCCAUCUCUAGUAUCUGAAAAAUAAUGCGAUUUCUCAUACUUGACCUCGCCUGAUUUGGAUGGAGGCAGAAUCCGAUUUUACGGGUCUUGUUCGGACUUGGCGGGAACUUUUCUUACUUAUAUUAGUGUUCGUUUACAGCAAAAUGCGCACAGACAGACGGUCUUAGUUUGUAGUACUCCGCAGCACAAGAAAUUACUUAUAUAUCAGGAAACGUUCAAUCCUUCCCACAAUGCGUUGUUUUUUAUUCAUAAAGAACCUUGAAUUGAAUCCGUAAACAAAAUACUACUAAGACUCCUUGUGGUGGCUGUCUGUCUAAGUGUUUUAUUUCUUAUGCAUUAUUUGGUCUUUAUUUUUCUAAGUCUGUCGCAAAUCCUUGCCACAAUCCUUUCCACCUCGCCCCUCAAAUUCACCGGCAUCGCCUCCCUGGAAAGACUACUUAGAUCUCAGCUAUUGGCAGGCUGUCACGUUUAGUUUCUAGAAUGGGUCAACAUUUUUGAAACGCCGUCCCAUCAGUUGUAUGCCACUGACUGGCCGUGCCGUUGUCUUUGUUCGACGUUAGCCUGGGUCGGUCUUUCUAAAGGGCUGCCUCUUUUUUCCCAUAAUUGCCUGUAAUCGCAGACUAAGCGUAUUUUUCGUCAUUUUUGCAGGGUUCAUACGGAUGCAGGAUCUUCUUUAUGCGUUUACUAGUCCUUCGAUCAUGGAUGUAAAAUUGGGUCAGCGGACUUUCCUUGAAGAAGAAUUUGUUGCUGAUCAUUCAUUUACUUCAAAACCUCGACCGGUAGGUUCUGCUAAUAAGAUCCUUUUUUAGUGCUGUUAUUUGUUUUCGCUGAUGCCUUGCUUUGCUAGGGAAAGUGAAUCUUGAGUUAUUCACCCUUUCCGCCUGCACAGAACUUCGACCUGCCUGUUUGUUGCUAUCUAGCCCUGACCACUCUGAGGUCGACCGUUAGCGGGCUCACGUGAUCUUUGUUCCCUUUGCGGUCGUCGUAGUCGUAUCCAACACGACCUCGUUAGCGGGUGGACCGAUGAGUCGUUGCUGCUUGUGCGAGUUGCUUUCGGCCUCGCGGACAGUACCGCGCUGGUCACGUGACCUUCGGCUGGACUAUGAACUUGAGGUUUCUUUGAACGCCUUACGUUCACCGAUUAGGUUACGGUAAAUGCUGGUCCCGUUGUGAUUUGGGACCCAAUCAAGAGCCUUUGCAGGCAGUCACACAGCGACUAUUCUGCCCUUCUUUAUUCAUUCCUGGCCCCAACCACUAUCUGACAACAGAAUCGCCGACGGCGUGGAAGACCUUCCUAUGGCUCUUCUCAAAGGACUACGAGGAAGCUUAAGAACACACAGAACCUGUGAAGUGCAAAGAAGUCGACAUGGUCUCUGGAGCAAGAGCUUUGUUAACCUGACGUCUCGGAUUGUCACUCAAAUCCACCGUCAGAGACAGAGUCAGAUAAGAGUAGUGGGUUGCCCAGGUGUUGCAGUAUUUAUAGGUUGUACUUACUAAGCCUCUGCAUGAUUAUCGCAAUCGGCAGUUCUCGAGUGCAUCACGGUCCGACCGGCCAGGUGCUGCUGUAUGCAGUUGUCGCGCAGUUGCUAUGCGCCUGUGUGCCGGUCAAGGCUAUCGGCUCCCACGCCCAUCGCACACAGUCGAGUUGCUGACUGCCGAAUUUUGUCAUCCGUGUGGACUCUUGGGCAAUUUGGCUCGCCGAAAUUGACACCGGGGAUAGUGGUCAUCUGCAAGCUCUCCUCGUGGCCAACUACGUUGCCUAGGCAGUCUCAGCACCGAAUAUGGAGCGGGUAGAUCGUUGCGCUUGUUGAUGGAUUGAGGACCGAAAAACCAUGCCCCGAACAGUUCGCGGAUCACGCGGUUGUCGCCUUUAACAAGAAUUUCUGCUUCGUCAAACUUGAAUGCGUGGUUGGGUCCCGUCGAACGAGCCUUGGCCAAAGAGAAUCCCGUUAAAUAUAAAGCUCCUCCUCUGUUUACAUACAGAGACCCCUGCAGUCGUCUCCUGACCUGAAAUACCUGACGUCCAAAGGUUCUGAUAUCCAAUUAUGGCGACCAAUGUCAACUUGAAAAAGUAGACAGUUUUCAAUAUUUCGGAGCAAGGCUGCUGCUCAAUUGCCAGAGUAAAGAUGACAUUGUCUCCCGAAUCGAUGCUGCCCUACGGGUUUUCUCAAACCUUAGAAAAUGCCUAUGAAUCGGACGCGACCUUACCAUCGCCACUAAGAUUCGCGUGUACCGUGCAUCUGUCCGGUCGGUCCUUCUUUAUGGUUGUGAAUGCUGGACUGCGUGCGUGGAGAACGAGCGAAAACUGGAGGUAUUUGACCACCACUGCUUGAGGACCAUCCUUCGAGUGAACUACACCGACUUCGUCUCAAAUGGGACAGUCCGCGCUCUCUGCGACAACAUCGGAAGGAUAAUCCAGGCCAUCCAAGAAAGGCGACCGAGGUGGUCGGGGCAUGUUCUUCGUCGUCCACCUCAGGAGCUCAGUGUUACUGCCCUCGAUCCGGCACCGUUGCCCUAUUGGAGGCGUCGAAGAGGGGGUCAGUUCAAAACCUGGCUCGACACAUUUCGUCAAGACAUGGAGGUGGUUUUUGGACCUUCAAUAUUCGAUAUCCGUCGUUGGCGGAGAGAAUGGGUCGAACUGCCCAAAUCUGCUGCCGCGGAUCGUCACGCGUGGAGAGGUGCAGUUGGGGACGUCAUCGAGGCUGGCAAGAUCAGGCGUGAUCGCAGCCCUACCAAGUACAAGUAAGCAUCAAUGUCGCCACUGCCGUCGCACACGAUGAAUUCCUGGACUGGCGAAUGGCGACGUCCACCUUGUGUGCCACGAAGUGGACACAGGACCCUGAAAUGCGUAUGAAUUAGUUUAUAGUGGGGUAAACUUGCGCAGUACUUACCGCCCUCCCUCCUCCGUCAUCCUCAUUGCUUCAAUGACACUAGCGUCAAGGCAACCUGAGGUGCGCCCGAGCGCAAUGGCUAACAAAACCAACCAGCUCGUCUACGUGUGUCACGCACGACCUUGUCCUUACAGAGUUAUGUAAGGGCAACUUGGAUCUCAUCAGUGAGAGUGCCAUAAAGGUCAUAUUAAGAGGGGUUCAUUGCAGCCUGGCUCAGUCCUGAAUUAUCAACCAACCAUUGAUAAGCCUGAGCGCAGUGGAUGAUAUGGCGUGAAGGUGUACAUUGAAAUGCGCCGUGAGCCAACCUGACCUCGUUUUGAUUCAGCGCAGCCGGUUGUGGCAGCAGAACCGCCAACCUGCGCACGCACCCGACGCAGCUAAUCCAUUACCCGGGUCUACUCGAUGGGUUAUUCGCACUUACUCGAAACGAAAUUCAUCAGCGUCUCCCCCACCUGCCAUUCUGUGUCGCUUCAGCUCGGGUACUUAUUCGUGUAGGAACGGGCACAUGGCCCUAUCAGUUUCCAUGGGUAAACGCAAAACAGAUUGGUGGAUGUCACGAACAGGCAACUAGUCUCCAGGCCGAACUCAGCCAAGUUAUGAUAGCCGAGGAUGUGGUGUCAGACAUCAAAAUCUUUUCCUUUUGCUCCCAAAUUGUGGUCAGGGCUGUGCUUGGCUGUUUAAAGACGGAAUAAACCCGGAACGAGUUCCGUGAAAAUUCUAGAUGACAAAAACGUCCAGCAGCCUGAAGUCGGUAAGAGAUUGAGAGAUCGUAUCCAUGGGGCAAUUAGUGAAGAACUAAACUACCAGGUGCUGUCGCGAGCUUUAUCUUGCCUAUUUUAGAAAUCGUCCCUCAUAGUUAGGACGAGGAUUAUCCCAAGUCAGGGCGUCAAGGCUUUGAGGGUAGUCUGCUUUUUGGUAAGCUAACGGGACCGGCUGCUGUCUGCUGAUUCAGUCAGCCGUUUUAGAAUGCAUACCACGGGUCAAUCUCAGGGUCACACAUAUCGAUAAGCUGUGAGAUCGCGCGACUAUAGGCUUACAUUCUGAUCACGCAAGUGUGGACUGACAAGGCCGGAGUGAAUCCUGCGGGGCUGAGCGCUUGGCGAUAGCAGGAUUAGAUCAAUAGCGACAGGCCUUCGUCAUGAGAUGCCACCGACUAUCUAGUGAGCACGUUGUUGCGGCCUUGGCGUCGACCGAUAGUUUGGUGUAAAGAAGUUAGUGUAAGAAUUAAUAUUUCAAAACAUAGUUUUUCCUUGGCAGUUGGGAAGGAAGGAAGUGUUAAGUGCCUCAGAAUUUUUUUCUUCAUCAUGCUUUUGAGAUGUCAGAUACAAGGGAUAGUUAAGACAGAAGGACCUUUGACCGCCACACUAAAACAUACUAAGUACCUCUACGGACUGCUAAUAAUCACUAAAUAAACUGUGGCAAGUCUCACCAGGCAAUUAACGAAUCAUGAAUACGAUUGUUUGAACAGGGUCUUUUGAUAAAUUGCUGCGUUUAAUAAUUUCAUGUACAGUCUGUCCAGAAUUACAAGGGCUCUUGUUUUGACAAUUUGUGGAAAAGCGACCACGUGGCGCCUAGCGUAAUUAUUCACUUAGUUACGGAUAGUUUUUUGCAGGUUUUUGUGCUGCUGACCCCACGUGAGGCAUUAAUCAGUUUUUAUGUGUUUUGGACAUUUGGCACUAACCGUCCGGCUGCUUUUGAAAAAUAUCUUGAUUUUCUAACACCGGAUUAGCCCAGACUGUGAUUAAUUGACUGCCCUAAAUCCCCACACCAACCCUUUGCUUCUAUUGAGUCCUGGUGCGAAUACAUCCUUCCAGUGUAGGAGUUUGACCACUUGCUCGAAGAAUAUUAUCUUUAUUUCAGGCGUAGACGUUUGAAAACCACAUUCGAUACUACAUGUAUCACGACCAUCUACGACUCCCUGCCUUUAAUUUUAAUUUAGUGUUUUAAUAACUUACUAGUAGGACAUAGAUCUGUCUGUCAAAACAAGCCACCAUAGGGUUCCUCGGUUGGUUUCAUCAUUUCAGCCCAGAUUAUUUACGUUGACAGUUCUUCCGGCCAUCCCGUCCGUCGGCUGUUGAUUUAACUGCGACCAGCGACCCCUCUACUUCCUGUGCUGGUUUCAUUUCCAGCCUCCUUAAUUUUACUCCGUAAGGCGCCUGACAUUUGGAUCCAUUCUAUUUGGAUCGAUAGAUAACCUUUCAGACGUAAGCGUACAGGGAUCCGCACAUUCCCAGUGUCGUUGUCGGUUUACUCGUUACCUACCGAUGGGCUACUAUGCACUUGACCAUGGGACCUUGCGCUGAAUUGAUCCGACCGGUCACAAGUCAGCGUUGGGACGCCUGGCCUAUAAAACCCUGCAGGCGUGAUCAUUAAAUGCGUUUCUUCGAAAAUGUCGCUUUGCAUGCUCAACAAAUUUUAAUUUGGCAUCAUGGGCAUGUGACCGAGGCAUAGUUGUUUAAGAAGUAGCAUUUCCGGGGUUAGCGAAUCCAGCUUACUAGUAAUGGUCCUAGGGCGCUUUCUUCUCUUAGAUCUCUCUGGGCUCUCGCCUUGGUGUGGGUUUGAGAACAGGGCCGCGUCUUCGUUCGAGUCCGUUUUUUUCAUCUGAGAACCCUCAUUUUUAGCAGCAUCCGGAAUUCAUUCAUUUUUCAGCAAUGGAUUAAACAUGAAAGGCAAAAUAUCGGCUUACGGCGUCGUUGAUUAGGACAUGCUUUUAAACUUUUAUUUUCCGUUUACACUUAUUUUAAAUCUAUUAUUGCGGGCUCUCUUAUGCGAAUCUGACCUGCAGAUGUUUGCUCAUAUGUUAUCCUCAAAGAUAUGUCCUCCAUCGUUUUAGGACAUGUACGAAAAAAUGAUUGAAGUUGAUCCGAACGAACCAACGGCUGACGAGCACGCACAGCGAGCAGUAACCAAACUUCACUACAUGCAGUGGAGAGAAGCCCUCAGUUCCUCUUCCACCCUCGGAUUCAGAAUAGAGGGUAUAAAGGUUAGACGCCCGGAGAAAGCACUGCACUUUGAGACAUACUUUCGUUCUCUCCAAUAUUUCUUGCAGACGUUUGAGUGCCUCAAAACAGAGGUGGAAAUUAGUCUCUAGAAUGUAAUUAGGUGUCCAUCUUGUGCUCUGCUAGCGGCAACACCGGUUGCCUUAAUUGGAUAUCACAAUCUCUCAGCGACCUGUGCUUCAAGUUAGAUGACGACUGUAGGUUCUCUGCCUCCGAGUAGAGGAUCCACCUUUCCAUUACAAAAGACUUUAACACUGACUGACCCUUGUAGCAGACUUGCUGUCACAUAUUACACUAGCGGAGAAAAUUCUGCAGCAAAAAUCAUUUGCGAAAAAUGACCCACGUGUAAUUUUGAAAACCUUCCUGUCAGAGGUGAAGUAGAAGCCGUAUAUUCUAGUGAGUCAUAAGUAUGCCUUGAGACAUUCGGCCAGUAUCCUAAUAACUUUUCUUGGUUUUUCUCCCGGUCUGCGGCCUUCUUUUUAGGAAUAGGUUUGAGCUUGACUAUAUGUCCAAGAGAACCUAAGGUUACGUAACUUGCGCCCUUUAGUGUUCACCCUUUUUUUUCAAAUAUUGUGCAUCUUUACUAAGCAUAAUGAAGAUCCACCACUUCUGUCUUUUCACAUUCGGCCGACGUCGCCUACUGUCAUACCCGAGUUGCCUAAUUGUCGGGUGCAAAUACAGCCCGAUCAUCGUUGCCGACGAUGCCCACCGUGUGCUUCGCAGCAAGGUGAGAGUAGGCACGGCAACUUGUGCGUAGAUUAGUUUACAUUGGUAGUGCACUUACGUAGUAUUCACCGCACUCUCUCCUCCCCCACCUGGGCGCGGUGUAAAGACAGUUAAAAAACCGAAGGCGGAGAAGGCGCAGGUGGCUGGCACGGCUGGACCCGCACCUGGACCUGCCACCACACUCCGGUCCACAACCAACACUUGACCAGGCUUUUAAUAAGCAUCAAAAACUUAUCAGAAAGAGAGGGAUGGCAGAAGCCACUGGGCGACCAUGCACACGACCUGAGGGCAAAUGGAGGAUUGUUGCUUGUGCGCUUUUUCAGCUGUCUAUCUUUCGGUAGGAGCUCUGCCCUAAUAAUGGUAUAAAUUAACGUCAUCACGUGGCAACCUGUUAAUUUACGCCAUUUGCCAUUUGUUCACCCACAUGAAUCAAGUGAUUCUCAGGGUUACUGCAACGGAUCGUAGUCAGGGCUGACGGACAACUUUUUGUAACCUCCAACUCUACGCCAUUGGACGGUGUUAAGCAGUCGUUGGGGUCGCUAAGAGAACCCUAAAGCACGAUUGUCAAAGGUGUUUAAUUCGAAUAGAUCGUAUUACGAAGGCUCUUCCUUGCCGCCUCCAUUUACUUACGUGCAUUUUUGCUAAUCAGGUAUUGUGUGUUGUCUCGUACAGAACGGGAAUCAACUCGCCCGUUUCCUUUUGAGAAUCGAGUUUGAAUAUUCAUUACUCUGCCGGGCAACCUGUGUCACCUCUUGUGUACUGCUAGACUGUGCCCCUAAAACGGGUCACACGAUGGAUGCGCUUGAUGGCGGAAUACAUAUGAUCGCUAUCGUUACGUCAGUUUAUAUGCUCAACCGGUUUUAUCAGAUUCCCCCCAACUUCAUUCUGUUCUUAUUCUUUAGUCGUGGCGACAGUUGUAAACUGCCAAAACUACAUAUGUUCGGGUCUUACUCGACGGUUGGUGCUGACAACUGCAAUUUUAAUGUUCUGGAUAUUCGGAUCAUUUUACCAGUGAAUUCAACUUCUCCUUGAUGCCUUUGCUUAGGGACUAAAGAAUAUUCUUUGCAGUAAUAGUGGGGUGCUCACUGAUUGCAGAAACUGCGGUUGGGUAUGACCGACCAACGACAUCUAAUAAGCCAGAAUUGGCCACUCCAAUCUCACUUGUCUUUGUCAGUAAUGUUAUUCUACCAGUAUUCUUGGCCUGCGGCCCACUAUAGUUGACUACGUGCGCCUCAACUGGGGCUGCUGGCUAUGCUCCUAUGCCAGUGCGGUUGAAUAGGCAUAGACGGUAGCUCGUGGCAUUGAGGAGGUCUUUGAGGUGGUCCACAUCCACCCUUGUAGCUUGUGUCUCAAUAACGUGUAGUGUGAGCUGUGCACGAGUUUCUAUCCUCUGUUGACGCCAUGCAUCACGCGGCAAACUAACAGGAAGAUGGUUGGGGGAGCAUAGAGCGGCAUGUGGUCGACUUGAUACUUUGUAUACCUACCACUUGAGGACCAUUUCAUCAAGUGUCUCAUUGGAUUUUGAAAGCAGGCGGUUGAGACCUCCAAGUGAUUCGGCGAAAAUGAUAAGGCUCUUGAUGCGUCACGGGCCGUCCAGGCUCAUCGGGGUUACCGUCGCGGAAUUUCUAUCAUCGUAUUUUAGUCCUUUAGCGUACUUGAUGAGGAUGAGCACUGUCGCCCAAGUUUGUGGUACCGCGAGUUCGAGUUUUGACCACCCAUAUUCUGAGAUUAGAGGGUCCUGUGCACAGCUCGCAUUAUGUACACACACUAUCGGCUUGCACCAGUCAAACCAACUAGAGGCGUGAUCGGGAGCAGUGACUGACGUGACCUCAAGUCUUCACCAGCGUAAGUUGGUCCCUACGUGCACUCUCAAGAUGGCGCAACUGUGACUUACAUGGUUGCACGAAAUGGAAUCAAUUGUGCUCAUCGUCUCGGUCCGGAUAAGGUACCGGUGUGUGGAAGAUAAAAUAGUUAAGCCCCUCCAGUUUCAUUAUAAACAACCCAACGCGUUCCGAAACUAGUAACGGUGACUUCGAUGUUAACGAGCUGACGGGCUAUAAUGGCUGUUUAAUGUGACUUAUGACACUCAUUUUCAUGAAAUGUAAGACCCCGCUCUCCUCCCCGCCUGGAUUAAACCUGUUCAAUGUGGAGUUAACCACCGGCCCAUGUGGCACGCAUAGGCGGACUGUUUAGCGUUAUCAACCUCCGAUGAUUCCGAUUUUGUUGUCAGAGCAUGGUUUGUGUGGGGAAAGGAUGUGGAAUCGAUGCGUCGAAAGUCCGCAGCACGUGCAAGUAGCGACUGCACCCGCCUCAUAGGACAGUGAUAAGCCCCUCGUUUGCGAUUUUCAGGAAUGCAGUCCCGUGAUGACCAUCACGUCCGUCUAAUUGAGCCGGUAUUCAGGAAUGGCAGGUAGGCAGCAGUACAGUAAGUGGCUUAUAUCAUGAGAUCUUGACGUCAAGUGUGAAAUGAACUUUCUAUUAGAAGGACUUACUCAUGCGAGAGUGUAAUAUGGAUUGUCAUGUCGCAUAUACACAUUAUUUCUAUUAUGCCAGAUUGUCGGCUUUUGAGCACUCUUCUUCCUAACUACCUGCAGCAGCCACAUUCGUUAAAACACGACCACUCAUUUCAUCAAUUUUCGAUGUCCAUGUAAAUUCGAACAUACAUCAGGUUUCCAGAAAAUAUGCGUUUUAUAUUCAUUUGGCAACAGAUAACAGUUUUUUAAUUUAGCACCCAGAGAAAGGGUAGCUUUCGGCUUUAAAACAGUUUUUUUUCAGUUCUCAAAGAAUUUCGAACAUGCAUCUAGGGUUUCCAAACUUUCUAUCCCACAAAAGUCAUGCAGUGGCUGGCCUAUCUUAUGAAAUGUUAACCUGAAUUCUCAGAUGUGUUUUUGGUUAAGAAGGCUUACAUAGGCGGAGUUUCAAUACUGAUUAUCGUACAGUGUAAUCCUAAGACAUUUCGGUCACGUCGGGGUGCUGGCUCUAACUGAGCCUCCUUCCGGUAGCCUACAAAAACUCCACUAAGUAGAAAAUAACUAAUUCUCAUGUAAUUUUCCCACUCAGUCCGAUGCCUCCAUAAAUUCGAAUAUAUUUUAAAAAGCCGACCUUUUAUAGUGAUCAAAAUACCUUAGGAUUAUGCCACACGGUAGUCGAUAUUGCAACGCCACAUAAGUAAUCCAUUCUAACCGAAAGCACUUUUUUGAAUUUUAGUAAAUAUUUCGUGGGAUGGACCAGCUACUGCAUAUUAAUAUAUGCUACUAAGAAGAUACUGUUUAAGGCCUGUAAAAUUUCGCCAUAGAUAUGACCCAUGUUGUUUACUUUAUAAGGGGCAUUAAUAAAUGGAUAUGAUGCUAGUUGACUGAACGCUUAAUUAUCUCAAAAAUCUCAUAAUUGUUAACCUUUUAGACCCUAAAGGUACCCUUUCAAGCAUUAAAUUUAAUGAAUACGCAAGUUACUACAAAAUGAUCAUAGAAAGAAUAUUUUUAGUACGAAUCGGUGGAAAAAGGACAUCACUUCAGUAGUCACCUUUUGCUAGACGUGGCUGUUGAGAGCGGCUGAGAAGAAGCGCAGUCAAUAACUGGCAUUUUGGAGUGAGAACUAACUUACUUUAUGCGGCACGAUAAUCAAUACUGUACCUAAGUAGUCAUUUUUGAUCCAAAAAAAUUUCAGAAUUUCGGUCGAUAUUUCAUGAGGUACGCCAUUUACUGUGAAUGCUCUUAGGGCAUUCCCGCCUGAUACUCUACACGUUAUGGACUGACAAAAAAAUCACCUACACCAAACAGUCAGGUUCGGUGCCGUAAGUCCAAGAAAGAUCUCUGCAUACCCGUGCACACUUCGCCGUCUAAUCUUAUAAGCAGACCGACCAGCGUACCUAUUAUUCAACCCACCGGUGAACACCCGGGUUACUGGGUUGCGACGAACGUCGUAACAUCUGUCGGUAAGGGAUCAUAAACGUUGGCUGUUGUCGCAUAGGCCUUGGGGUUCAGUACAAAGUGCGUUGAUCACAAUUGAACGUGGCCGUUUGCCGAGUGCCAGGAUGGUGUCAUGAGUGGGCUGAGAUUUUGAAGGGAAGGGCAGUUUAAUUUACUUCAGUCUUUGUCGACCCUUCUGUCAGUACUGCCGAUUAUGUGGGGCUGCUUAUUCGCCAAGUCCCGGAAAUUUUCCGUCUCACUGCCACUGCUUACCGAGAACUCUUCCGUUCUUCUAUAGCUAUGAAUGCGCAGGGUAGUUAGUAUCGAAGACAGCAGGCCGGACCCUUCUUUCCGGUCCCCCUUUGGUUGAGUACGUUUCCAGCAUCGCGUGCUCGUUGUUAUGUUGGUAUCCCUAAAUUGAGCCAGUGACACUCGCAACGGGCAAGCAGUCAGAGCGACCUCCCCACUCCCUGCAGUUUUAUUUUUUUGUUGGCCUUCCAUGCUUUCUCACUUUGCUUGCCUUGUUAAAUUAACAUAGGGCAUGCCACCUCGCACAGUGAGUUAAUCUUCUUGUACUUAAUUUCUGACACAGAAAUAACCGGCCUGCCGUUUUUGCUUUGCGCUGUUUAACCCUGUAUUUCUAAUCGUCCUUGACCUUCUGACUAGCCCCUUAUGAAUCGGGUCACAAUAAUGUCCAAUCUCCCCGCCCUGCAAAUCAUUGUCCCUAACAAACCUGACACGUGCUCUUUCUACUAACCAGAAAAACCUAAAUUGGCUCAAACUAUUGCGGCUGGGUUAUUCGCACGGUCAAAAUGUCUGUCCCUAGACGGAAUCGGACUGGUGUCCUCCUGAGGACUUCCGUCUGAGUUGUUUUCUGUGGUACCACCAAAUGCGCGUGUAUUAAAUUCCGUCUGUUAUCGACUCCACCCUGUCUGACGACACGUUUUUAGUCCUACGAGUCUUACAUUAAUCGUAUUCUGAUGUGUGUUGUCAAAUAAAAAAAAAAUACUUGCGUAUGGCCGAAACAUCGUCAAGGAUGUUACGUAGUCGCAGUUCUUAAUUGAUCUCACCACGGUAGCUCUCGGCCUCACCUAUGGCAAUUUCACUCGGAAAGACCGACCAUUUCAUUUAAAUAUAUUAUUUUCGUUCAGUCAAAUUAGCCUUCCUAGAAGGGGUAGUAAAAAGCUCCUUCCCUGUCCUCGUGUAAACUGCACUUCCUUUAGAUACACUCGUUGGCUUAUUUUACUUGAAAAUGUCCACCAUUGGCAUGAUUUUCGAAUGGCAGUGCUUUGUGUUUUCCUAGGAUUUUCAUCUUGCCUGAGAGUUCUGAGAUCGCCUUCAUUGCAACGACCUCAGCCUUGUCAUGUGCUUGCCUAGUAGCGGUUUAAAUUAAGUUUCAUUUAGUUCUGAACCCUGCUGUCGCCCUGAUCUUCAUCUUACUGUCCGAAAGUUGAUGUGUCUUGGCCAAACGUCUUAUUCUAAGUGGUUUUAAUUAACCCCCUGAUAUAUGACUGCACGCAUGUUCUAAGAAUGGUGGACCUUGCCACGCCGAAAUAUUCCGUCUUUGGCCACAUUACUUACCGCUAAAUUAGGCUACGGGUAACAUCAUACAGUUAUCUCGCUAGAUUUUAUAAUAUCCAACUAAAAUAUCUACGUGUAUAUUGCGAUUAGAACUGUGUCGACCUGUUUCCAGAGCUUCUAAAUAAUUUCUGAAGAAGUUGUCGGUUGACAACGUAGUAUAUUGUUUUCUGUUAAAAUAGUGGAAAAUGAACCGUUUCUUACUUCCUUACUGAAAAGUAUAAUUAGUAAGGUUUCCCGAUAUGAUAGUCGUUGGUUGGUUGUAGAAACUCGACACCAGGUUAAGAACAGUGGAUGAUCCGAUAGAAGAAUUGCUGAAAUCCUGGAUGUUCUGCCGAUUGUUCACUGUCGAAGCAUCCAUGAUUGCCCGUGGUCGAUGUCGUUACAUUUGCUGUGACCACCCUAUCUUGGCGUAGGAUCUUGUUGGAGCUCGAUAGCGUCUGAGAACUGUGCCUCCCCCCCCGUUGUCAGUUGCUCUAUCUUCGAACAGCCUCAACCGAGGAUAGCCAUUCCUCGAAAGUCGAAAAUGUGUCCACUUUCUGCUAUCUUCUCUGCAACUUGUGCUUCAGCCUCCAUACUCCUUCAGGCGCGUCAGCUGAAGGAGCUUAACUGCAUUUCAGAUCGAGGUAAAUGUAUUAGGGUCGCAUAGAUGAACCGCACUUGGCAGCAUACGUAUGCGUUUUCAGCUCCGUUUCAAGACUUGGCGCAUACUGUAGAUUCUCUGAAAGGCCAACAUUCCCUAUGCAAAAGUGCAUUUUCUGUGGCCCUCACUGAAGCGGAAGGCACACUUUCUAUGUGCAUUGUGUUUUGGGACAACAAACGAGGCAGUUGGGUUAAUUAUAGCUAAAAUCGGAUCAUUCUGUUCCGAAAAUCUAUGAAUCCAGCAGUCGAGUGCAGAAUGUUUGUGAGUGACCUAUCACCUCUAUUUCGCCACCACGCCUACUUUAGAUCACUCUUCUACUAAGGUGUUUGUUAAAUGUGCGACUGGGACACUCCUAUAGCAAUCGAAUACUACUUUUUCUUUCUCGCACAUCCAGGGUUUUUUCAGUCUUUCGAAACUGUGCCUCAGUUUGUGACCUGUUUAAGAUAGUGCUAAUCAGUUGAGCACAUGUGAAUUUAGUGUAGACGUCCUUAUCAUGAGUUCACAAUACGCCAUCUGGGUACGAUUUGAAGAAACCUAUCAUUUUCUUACAUGUAGAGGCCCGUACAGAAAACAGUAGUAUUUUUAUUCAGGUGACAAGAUCCAACUUUAAGUGGACUUUAUUUCUGGGCAUGGGCUGCUCAAAUGUGUUGACUCCUGAAAAAAUAUGGUCUGAGAACUUUUACGACUUGGUCCGAUCUGAAUAAAUCACCUUUCGAUUCCGUAUAGUAAAUAGACUUCAUGUCGUGCGGAGUCAAUGUUCAGUUAUUAAUAUAUUGGCCUGUCUACCAGACAAAUUUUCAAUUUACCAACGCGUUGCUCUUGUCCCGUCGUUCUGGUUAAUGACUACUUGUGGUUUUGAUACUGCCUUCUGUGCCUUCGAAUCACCCACCUCCGCACCAUCUCAAUGAAACCAGGAACGUCACUGCAAACCCACACGGGAUUUCAAACGCCUGAAGUUGCGUUCGGACAUCAAAGCUUGCUUGAGCAACUUCACCGAGGGUUGCUUGUCUCUUCAGGUAUGUCCGCCUUACCCUACGUGCUUUAUCACCUAGGUAAUCCCCUUCUGUGGGAUCCCAGCCCCCCUCACUCCUUUUGUUGCAUAAAAUCCAGAUCAGUGUGUGUGUUGUGGACCAGAAGGUGUGUUCGCACGCCAAGGUGCGGGUUUGCGCCUUGCCAGUUACCUGGGUCCUCUCCUGCCACUGAUCUUCUUGGCUGUCUUGACACCGGGUUCGGGUGGGGGAGGUGGAGGGUGCGGUGGAUGCUACGAAAGUCGACUGCCACUUUAAACUAUUUCGAGCGCAAGGCACCGUUCUUGCCCCCACCCUGCUGUGGAGCACACGCUGGACAUAGUUGGCAACGACGGUCGAAUUGUCACAUUUUUUACGCUCCUGCUAAGGCAUCGAAUGUCGCGUCAGUUGGCGGUCCUCAAAACACGCCGCUAACCCUCUUGCAUUCACCAUUAUGGUCCUACCCCUAGAGUUUGUCAGUCUCCUUUUGCCCGCUGGCCCGAUAAAACAGAACUGACUGCGGUCGGCCCGCUUUUACUUCUUGGAUCCAUUCCAUAACACUCGCUGGCGAUCGCAUAACAACGAGCCCUCGGUAUUACUGGGUCAUCUGAAUGCUACCUGGCAUUUUACUGCCAUCAGCUGGAAACAACCUCUUUGAGGUUUUCCUACUUAUUAUUGGCUGACUGUUCAUUUUGUGCACUCAGGCAAUCAAUUGCAUCGUCUACUUUCUCCUCCACCACCCAAGGUGCACGUGAUCUUCGCUGUUGUCCUCACCUAUGUGAGAGGCCUAACGGUGCUUUUAUUUUUCCUCGCCUGCGAUCACAGCACAAGUAAUCUUCCUUGUGCGCGAUCUUGUCUCGGCGGUUUUUUUUACCCUCCCAAAAGCCCCAUAAUCCAUUCCAGGCAGAAGACGGCUGAAUAAAAUGUCUACUUCUACUGUUGGAACUCAUUAGAAACAAGAUGCAGCCAUGAGAAUCACACGUUUGUAAAGCGGUCGCUAGUAUUUAUCAAAUAUUUUUGGGCAGAUUCUUCGGUCUGUUCCAAGUCGUGACCUUUUGAACUGGGGUAACAUUGUUUUUGCAAGCAGAACUUUUUUCAGAUUCCUAAAAGUGCACCUUUUCUGCUGAUCGGCUGUUGUCGGUUUCACUCGGUCCCGAAUCUGACCUAAGUAAUCGUCGGUCGGUAGUGGCGCAAUCCAGAUGAGUGCAGCGCAAUCGUGUAGGCGCAACUUCACUGUAAAACAAACUAGAGAAAGCGUGAAGACGCAGAAACGCCCUUCAUUCGGGUCGUUACCACUGUUUAUAUCACCUUACUUGACAUCGUGCGUGUUCACUUUUUGUGAGGCAGUUACUUCCGUUUUAGUUCUAAAUUAAGGGUUUGUUAUGCCAUUCCCCUCUCACUACCUGGCAGCAUGUCUUUUUUCACUCUCACACGCUUAGUCGCGACGCUAUUGGAGCCUGCUUGUCCUUUCAUCGUGUUCCUUCGUGUUGCUUCUUAUUCUCUAGCUGCCUUAUAUUCAAGCUGUCUAGUUUUAAAACAUUUGCACUACACGGUUGGGUUUGUCUCUGAAAAUGUAAAAAUGGGCUGAACGCUGUCAAUAUCUGCUUAGUCGUCGGGCCCUACGAACUACACCGAUUGCCCGUCAAACUCUAAACGGGGCAUUUUGGUGAAUUACACUCGCGAGUCCCGCCUGGGUAGCCAUAGGCAGGCUAACAGGCGAGGUCGGCUGCGGUGGUCCGUUCUCUUUGCAUAACGUAUCUUCCAGUCCUCUCAUCUCUCAGCCAAACGGACUGCGCGGUCAAGGCCACUGGGCCGUAAGGAAAGCAAACCUCACUUCAUUCGGAUGCUGGAGGCAUUUCACAGUCCUUGCCUUCCUCAUAGCAACUCAAAUAUUUCUUUCUUUCGAAGCCAUAUAGAUUGAAGUUGUUGUUAUUCCACGCAGUUUGAAGAAAGGCCAACAAUGCGCUCUGGGCGCAAGCGUCCGCAGUGUACUGACGUCCUACUCUAUCCGGAGAACUGUUCAACAGGAUGUUUUUUAUUGCUAAUGCUGGUGUGAACACCCUCGUUUCAUAUUGUCAGGAGGGCAGAUCAUGUUUGAGGGUGGUGACCAUACAUAUCUUCGAACUGCGUACCUACUGGCCUCUCGAGUUUACUCAAUCCCCGUCUGUUCGCUUUGUUUGAAAUGCCAAGUCGGAACAUCUACAUUUUUUGAUUGCUCAGGAUACUGUCAAUAGGAUUAAAAAUCGCCUCCUCCAUCUUUAGUCGCUGCGUCUUCACAUAGUUGUGGUGGAUGCACCCAACCGAUCGGAGUGCUUAGGGGAGCUGUUUAUUGCCUGCACCUGCCCCAGAUAUGUUUUCUCUUGUUGCUGCCAGUCGAUAAACCUAGCAUCUACCCACCACGUCCUGAUCAUUCAAGAGACCUUCAAGAGCGGGUUUGUUGGUUUGUCAGCAAAGUAGAGCAAAUAAACUAAUUUCGUCAGUUUAUCUUCAACCGCGCCCUUGUUGUGGCCUUGGUUCCUGUCUUUGUCGGAAGCAUCAUCAUCAACCAGCCUUACUUUCCUUUUACUAGACUCUCGGUAUUUCAUUUGCAAGGGAGUAGUAUCUUGCACUCGUCAGUCUAGCUCAUCCAACGGCAUUAAGUAGCCAGUUGAGCUUCCAGUUUUGGUGUGGGUAGUGCCUUGCAGACUGCCUUUUUCCCAUGUGACCGCCUCUUUUCCUUAUUUUAGACAAAAUAUCUGCGUAGGCUGCGCUCUCUCCUCAAGUCGCUUGACUCUUCAAGCUUCUUCAGGCGGCACGAGGUAUGAUUUAACCACAUCUCCUUCAUUUCCUCGCUACGCUUAGACGGUUUUUGUGACCACCGCACGUUGUUAUUGCCGUCUAUGGUUUUGUCAGCACCAUUCAUCCUUUUUUGGAAGGUCCUUUUACGCCUAGACAUUUUUGUUUCUUUACUUAUUGUGCGUAGUUGUGGAGUUGUUCGCACCGAACACUCCCUCGGAGUUUUGACUAAUCAUCCUUUGAAUUAGCCACCUGUCGAUAGAAACAAGGAGGCGAGUUACAAAAAGCGACUCAGAAGAAAAGGGUUUGAUCGCCAGUUUAGUGGCCGGACUUUUCGGAUCCUUGCACGAACAUAUCAUCGGAGAAGGUCGCGAUUUGGGUAAUGGGGACACAAGGAACGCAACAUUUAUGAGACACAGUUACCAUGCCUACCAAGAUUAGCAGCUCCCGCUUUCAUCGUUGGGGCUCGUAUUUGAUGCGAUGCUCGUUUGCGAGUCCGCAUCCGGUCGUUUAUUACCGGAACUUCAUCAGCGUUGUUGUUUCUUGGUUUAAUAGUGACUUAGCAAUUUGGCCCCCUGUCAGUGUAGCUGUUAGUGGCUAACUACUCUACCCAGGCAAAAUCUGAGCACAGAAUGUUAGGGCGGGAGGUCAUUUCGCCUCUUAAUCGACUGCGGGCCGUGGAAUACUGACCCAAGCAGUUUACGGCUCACGUUGUUCUCAUCUCAUGUGAGAGGUUUGACCUCAUCACACUUGAAGGUGUUACCGAAUGCUGUCAAAUCAGCCGCGACCGGAGAACUGACAUCAUUUCUCACUGCCGCAUGUUCGGAAUUUUCUCCCGGAGUAAUCUCCUAAUUUCUUUAACGUAGUUGUUUUGUUCGCAAAUGCACCAGAUCCGAUAAACGGUUCCAGAAGUUUCCUGCCGUGGCAGCGGGUCCAUGGGCUUCAUGACCUAGCACCACGUGAUUGCCUUCGAUCUGCGUGCAACUCCAACUGCAUGUGGUGUGACCAUUCGCGUCCGGAGUAGUUUUGCGGUUUCUCCGACGUAUUUGCAUUGUCCACAACUUCACCGGAUCCGUGUAGGACUCUAGACGUUUCUUGUCGUUGCAUUGGGCCUUUCAGUCUCAUUACUGCGUGCCGGAUACUUGCCUCUGGUCUGUUUGUGUCAUGCAUACUGCAAUUAUUGUUCCUCCGUAAAACGUAUCAGCGACUGUUUUUGACGAUGCGUUAGCAAGUUGGUCCGCAUCUUCAGGUCAAAAAACCUUUUCUCCCAACUAUCUUUACUCCCUUUAUCGGUGAUCCCCACAGAAGUAAUCUGUCACCGGCGUGAAUAUAUCCUGCCAGUCUGUUGUGUAUGCACUGAAGUCGGGACCGUCCGUCAAUGAAAAAUCGGUUCGAAACCCGCAUGCCACAUUUCACAAUUGACGAUUACGGGUGCGCAGGGUCAUCAACGUGACGUCCCCAUUUUGAACGAUCAGACGGGCGUGACUAAUCUUUCGAAAAUUUUCCACUAAGCCUACAUUAGCUAUCCCCACACCGUAUUGCAUAACCACCCCCUUCAGCAAUCGUAACGUAUGCCGUAGCAUAUGGCUCUCCAGAGUGGGAUAGUCAGUUUUAUGCGUUGACAGCUAAAGAGAGUGAUCGUUCAAUUUCGCCGCCUACUUGGCGCAUUUUACUCUCGACUGGUUUCACGACACCGUGCUUGAAACAAUAACCUUAAUUCUGCUAACCUCCUCGACUGGCGGGUGAAACUAGAAGCAACCGCCGUCUCUCUCCAACCCCGUGAAUUUGUAUUUGAAACCAUAUUUACUUUUGAGGGAAAGCAUCAGUCACGUUUGGUGUGCUUGGUGAGACUUUUAUGUCUGGUCAGCCAGUCCUGACAACCUUCGUAAUUUCACUGACAGUCUCGUCAAGUGAACGCAAUGUGCCUGGAGCGAGGGUUGUUUCGACGUUGUACGUUUCUCUCUCUCCCACACCAUAGCCAAGUCCCCGCGCAAUCCGCCACUGCGCCGGCUGAGCUAAUUCACACCGCGCAUUGUCUAGACGGCUAUUUUUGUUUACCUCUGUUGCCACUUUUUUUCGCAUCGUUUGUCCAGGAAGCUUGCCGUUUAAACCCAACUACCUGCGAGCGUCCAUUUUCGAACUGUGAUAGAAGCGUGUGCAGUUUGGACUCCUGAAGAUAGCUGCGGGUUAAACGUACCUCGCAUUAUCUUGCCGAAACACCAACAGAAUAGGGACCGUCCACAGGAAAAAAACAGUGUAGUGGUCAUAACUAUCGAUCGUGUAUUUGACAAGCCUGCAAAAAAAGCAAUUUUAACCAUAGUAAUUCGUUUAGACUGAUCGUGAAAAACUCGGCGGCCUAGGUGGGAUUCGAACCUGUGACAGCAAUGGCAAACCUUGCUGACAAAAACACCUAUUAAUUAUAAUGUUGUUUAGUAGUGGUAAUAAUAGUAAUAAUAACAGCGGGAUAAGCAGACUGCGCCCCGUAACAGUAUCCGUUCAUGGGGGUAGCCGUUCAUUGAGCGGCAGUUUAUCCGGUAUGGAACGUAGGACUGGGGAAUCGUGCGAGUCAGGGCCAGGGAUUCUGCUGCUGGAGACUGCUACGAGAGAAUGGCCGACGUGUUAUUAUCUUCACUGGGGCAAGAAAUCUGGCCAACCCACCUUCGCUUGGGAAACUGCCAGACUAGUUCUAGGUACCAAUUAGUUGUUUCGAGGUCAAGGUCACUCGGCCGUCCUGCGGCAAAACACCCUUAAAGCGGGCUUUCUCACUUCUGUCAGGCCCUCGAGGAAAUUGGCAAAGUCCAGGUCAGUAAACAUCCUUCUGUGCAGAUUCGCCACCCCUUGGUCAACUGACCUAGUUUAGUGUGUCUCUUUCCCUAUACUCUAGCCCUCCGCCCUUCCAUAUUCCAGCCGCUGCCCACCUAGGCUCGAGAGUAGGCAAGACGGGAUGCCAUAUAGAAUAAGGCGUGCAUUUCCCAUAAGCGCGUGCCGUCUUCCCAUCCGACGAAACUGCGCAGAAACGGAACUAAAUUGUUCAUCGAGCGAAGAAAUAGUGUUUCCUUUUGCUCAUUAGUAUUUUUCCUAUUAUGAUAGUGUUCAUCGGCUUUGGCCUGAAAUUCUUGAUCGUGCCGUUCUCAGAUAAAUAAGCAAAUGUGGCCACAACGAAGUUGUUGUAAAUUCGCAUUUUGCGACUAACCAGUUUCCGCGCAUGUCUAGAUGUGACUUCCCGGUAAAAUAACCGCUUUGUUGGUUGUUGCUAAUAACCGUUGCCUUAGGCCUUUCGAGUAGUUUGCUGAUUCCUGCUCUGAAGGGCUUCAUUGUCCCCGACUCUGUGAUUCGCUUCGACUGGAUGUGCGAAAAUAGAACUCUAAACCGACCUAUUUUAACCUCUACCUAACCAGGCAGGUAUGUUUGCGUACUCUCUUUCAUAGACGCCUCGUCGUACAGCCAGUGUAUCCCGCUCCACAGCAGCAAAUGAAUAGACAAAUGCACCUCGGUGUAUGCUCACGCGCUGUGAAUAGCCAUUUCCUGCACGCAUCGAAAUGUGCUUUCCCGAUAGAAAACCUUCCUCGGUCCUUGGUUUCAUCCACAAAAGAGAUUGAAGGAAGUCUUUGUUAGCUUUAAUAGCUUUCCUUGGCUUCUUUUGCCAUUGUUUAGGCUACUUCCUUGACUUAGACUGACGAAAAAAUUGUUGUGGGAUAUGUUUUCGUUUUUGCUGCGUCCCGUGCUUAUUCUUCCCAUUUUGAUUUUUCGUAAGCAUGUCCGGCAAUUAUCAGUCUGGCCCAACUGACAGAAUAACUUGCUCCUCCCAAGCAGCAAUGGCUCCUCAACGUGGUCUCUAUGACACUCUCAGUCAAUUGGGAGUCAAUUCGCCCGUUUUUUCUUGUUCUCAUGGAAACCCGGUCCAUUGUGCGCAGACCAGGUCGUGUGUGGUUCGCGUAGGCUGGCCGUUUAACUUUGCCAUCUACUGCGCCCGAGGUCGUCCUGAUUCUUUCUUUUCGUUUGGUUUUGCUGAAUGGUGGAGGAGAGAAUGGGACAGAUGCUGCACAAGUCUGCCCUAGCCAUAAAGUAGUUCACCCACGAGUCACCGUCCCUACGCCCAGCAUGCUAUGGGGCACGCCGUCGACAUCGUCGUUCAAGACGGUCUAACUGACACCAGUCUUGUCCGAUUGGAGGGUGUAAUACGGACCACCCGCCUAACUUUGGAGUUCCAUUCUAUAGCCGUAGUGGGGGGUCAUGUCACGAAGCUCGUAAGUGGUCCAGAUUUUUAAGGGAGCCAGGUUUGUGAACUGUUAUUCUCGUUGCUUCUAUGAAGUUAAUCCACUUAAAUAGGCAAACCGGGUCUUAUGGAUUGUGUCGUCAACUCGCGCUCCUUCGGUUGCAGUUAGGAGUAUUCACAAUGACCUUAGUCAUACGCCUUCUGUCCUUCAGUCAGGUAACAGACCGGCAAACGCAAAUCCUAUGUCACUUUAAAUAUUCGCGAUUGAACCCGACAGGGAGUUUUCCCCGUGGCUAAACUGAUCGUAACGUCGUCGGCUCUUGUGACAAAAUGAACUUGGAUUCGAGUCCCAGAUCCUCCCACUCUUGCAACCGACUGUAGCCGCCUUACUACAGGAAAUGAGCCAGAAAUGGCUGUUCUAGUCCCUGCCAAUAGUACGCUUAGUCGUUAUUUCCUUGUGCUCAGUUUCCGAUAUUUGGAAUCCCAAAAGUACUGCUUGUGGAUAUGUGCAUCUCAGCACAUUGUUUGCCACGGUGAUGGCUUGACUGCUUACAUACUGUUGAAGUGCAGAUGUGUUUCUGCGUACGUUCAUCAUCGAUGUUUUACGCUUCACCCUGUCCUGACUUUGUGGGUUAAUUCGCUAAAGUGACGCUUGUUCAUAUGAUAACUUUAUCUGUCCCGCAUAGUUUUAUUUUUUGACUGGAGGUAUAUUGAGCUAGCUGUCGUGCUGUUGCACGAUGGUGGAAGCCGAAAACUUAUUUCAUGAUAAUAACCAUAACAAUGCCAUCAAAAAGUACAGUCUAGCCCUCUCCUUCUCGGCGGAAUUUUUAGGUUUUGCUGAUCAAUUGAAACCAACUUCAUUUAUCGACCGCUCACUUUAAACGUUUUGUUGAUGAUUCUAUCAUAAAUCGUGCCCACAUUAUGGAUCUGCCUGGCAGAUUAGCAUCGAAUCUGGGAAACCAAAAACUGAAAAUCAGCUGCGCUUUAUACGCUCCUAUAGCCAAUUUCUCAAUGUAGGUAUCCUCUUUGCUGCUAAGUACUUUCUUAUCUCCUAUUUUUAUUACCAGAACUCCUGCCAUUCAUCACUGUUUUUUGUAUGCAGAUGAUUGGGACAUCACUUCUCUUCGUUCAUGAUCAAACAGGCAUGGCCAACAUCUGGAUGAUUGACUUUGGAAAGACACAUACUCUCCCCUCCGGCGUCGAGAUAGACCAUCGCGGGGCCUGGAAACCCGGAAAUCACGAAGAGGGUUAUCUCUUCGGCCUGGAGAACCUAAUAUCCAUUUUUGCGGAGCUCAUCAGAGAGAGCACAGUCGCCGGCUGCUUGUCCCCCCUCCCAUUCUUCUCCGACAGCCCUUCUACGGGAGCGAAAUUCCCCCAAACAGUAGCCCGUGAAAUGCCUCCUCCUGAAAGCGCUUCGGAUAUUCCACUCAACCGCACUUUGCCUGUGUUUAUAGGCAGUAGCGAACUUGGGUGACACCAUUCGCAUCCUCUGCAAGCGCUUUCUUUCUCUGAAUGCUCAAAAUCCUAUUUAAACAUUAUUUUCCUCCAUUUUUGUGACCCCUUAUUUUCUCCCCUCUCCCUGACCCCUCUGCAAUAUGCAUUUUCCAGUGUCUCUGUACUUUUUGACAAGAAAAGAGCUUUGCACGCUGGUGUGGUCUCAUGAGACUCGAUAAAUGGACCUUUUCUUAUUUGUUUACGUUCGUAUUUUCAAGUUGGUCGUCAUUCCGUCUUGCCUUUUUCCCCGCUCUGAACCAGAAUUAUAGUAUUUUUGAAUGCCACUACUAUUACUACUACACUUUCAUCUCAUCUUUCUCAGUGCUUUACUGACGAGUCUUCGUCGUAUUCCUCUUCGUUGCUAGAUGCGAUUCGUGCUCCUGUUCAUGUUCGCACUUUGACAUUUAUCACAUGCGACUCGGGGCAUCGUUGAGAUCGCAUUGAAGUGGUGUGCGCCAAUCCGGUCUGGUCACAAAGACCAGUCGCGUAUAUCGUUAUCUGCUGUUUAACUUUCACGGGUUUCCAUCCUUUCCGAUGGAAAUCUUCCGAGUUUUGCAUCUGCCUCUGCAGUAGGCUAAUUUACUUCGGAUUGUUUCCUGUUUGAUUGAUCCCGAGUGGCGUGGGCAGACCGAGGAAGGCAUAUAGACCAAAAAUGAGAAUCCCAUGGUUUCGUCAGUACGGCUCUUUCAGAUUUGGGCCCUCAGGGUGUUUUCGGUAUGGAAAUUGAUUGACGGACACAGAGGGCCCUCUCUCCCGUUCAUUUCUUCGGCUUCGGAGUUUGCUGUUUGCGUAAGCAUAAUUAUUUUGGUUAUAGACGGUCAGCAAGGUUUUUUAUGUUAUUAACACUCGUUGGAAAUCGUGGGCAGAACACUUGUCGGGGGACCGAUUCUAAUCACUGACCCCUAUUCACGCCGGCUGCUCUGCCUCUUACCUAUGCCUGCCACAUCUGCAAGCUGUGGGAAUUGAUCUAUAUUUUAUUCUACCUGGUUCUUGCGGUCAGUUCGUCUUAUGAAUGGCAUGACGAGUGCCGGGUGUCGAAUCGAUACUAUUAUCGGCCGUUUUGCAAGUCCAGCUCGUCCCACGUGUCCGUUAGGGAGAUGCUGUCGUCUAAACUUCUAAAAUCCGACUGCAUUGGUUUGACAGUGAUCCCUGAUCUUUCCUUUAGCAUUCGAAGGCGGUUUCUUAGUGAAUCAUGCGGAUAUCAGCUGGCUAUGAAGUCCAGGAGUAUGGGACUUUUUCAGUCUUCAUAAUACUAUCUAGGCACGUGACUUCAUCAUUUUUGAUAUACCUCUGGUCAUCACGUACAUUUGUGGCCGGAUUUGAUUUGCUAAGAAAUUGGCUGGACUAAUUUAUCGCACCUUUGAUUUUCUGCAACGGUUUGGUUUAGGGCCUCACUGAUAGCAACUGGUUCUACGCUUUCCAGUUGGACGUUUACUGUGCAAAGCUUUAUUAAGUCAGGCGUAGGUCGUUAGUAUGUUGAAAUUACUUCAAGUCUUGGAAAUUUCAGAGUGGGGAAGAUAGGUGGUACAUGCUCAAAACGGUAGAGGGCUGUGACGACAGGCAUUUAUUGUGUUUGUUCAUGCGUCCCCAAGAAGCCAUUCCUCAAAGCACCAUCCGUGAAAAGAAGCACGAGUAAGCAUAGCGCAGCCAGCCCACUAAUGGGUCGAUCGUACUUCAUAACCAGAUUUGUCUUAACGCCCCCAAGGCCAUCGGAGUCUCCCCAUCCCUCCUGGAAGACGCGUUACUUGUCUGCCCGACGUGUCCACAGGUGGAGGAUGGUGGAACAGCCUUCAACAAAGGUUAGUUGGUAAAUAAGCGGGUUCUCUAGUUUGGCGACAAAACAGUCGUGGACCAACAGCGACAAUUUUACCAGGACGCGGAGUUUUGAGGUCUGGUAAGCUGACUGCUUCAUCAAAUGCCUCAAAUCCUGAUGAUGACACUGGAAUAGCCAUCGUGAACCGCCAUUGAAUAGGUUUGCUAACCACUGCUGCCUUAUAGUUAGAUUCUUUAGUCAAAGCGCUGGAGGAGAGCACCUCGAACAAACAAUCUUAGAGGCUGUUGGGAACCCGACUGCACUCAAAAUCCCCAAAAAACGCAUAAACAUGUCCGUCUACGGUACUCCGAUCCAUGCCAUGGCGACCCCCGUAUCGACGCGUCCUUCAACCCUGGUCCAGUGGCGCGGACGAAUAGUAUGCGGGCCGGAUUUCUCAAUCGGAAACAGACUCUCGAUAUUGGAUGCUGGAAUGUUUGAGCGUUUCUGAACCUUGGUACCAAGAGUCUGACGGCGCGCAGUCUUUAGCAGUACAACGCGGAUGUCUGCUGCCUGUCUGAAGUCCGAAUCUCCCACCAAGGCACAAGUGAAAUAAAAAUUCGGAAGUCAAGUCCCACUUACCUUGUACCACAGCGGCCUAUGCGACUCUUCUGGCAGACAUGGUGCGGUUAUCGCCCUCACAGAACAUGCAAACCGUGCACUACGUGUACGGGAACCAGCCAAUGACCGGAUGGCUUGCGUGAGACUGAACGGUCGCUUUACAAAAAUGUCUGUCGUUUACGUGUACGCACCAACAGUAGAUAUCGAACAGCGCGAUAAAGUGACCUGCUACUGGUAGGUGUAGGAAUUAGUUGAUAGACUCCCUCACUGGGAUCUGCUGGUUGAUCCCGGAGACUGUAUCCGGUGACUCCUCAAACAAUCACCUGAUCGGUCGUUUUCGGCUUGGCUAUCGAUGAGACAACGGUAAGAUGUUGCUGAAUUUUUAGCUGAUCAGGACCGACCGUCAAGAACACAGGCUCCCAGCAUCACCACAAACGUCUAUUGACCUAGUAUUUAAACGACGGUCAUACGACCAGUUUGCUCGACUACGCUCUCGUCGGUUCAUGGCUCCGCAGCUGGAUUCACGAAAGCAGAUCGAUGCGUGGUGCCGAAACUCGUGACGCCCAUCAGUCUGACCAUGUUUUUGUUCUCACACGCCUGGAGAUUCGUCGCCCAUCUGCACACAAAAUACCGCGUGCGAGACGCCUUGAUAUCGUAUAACUCCGACAAUCUGUCAUUGCCAAGGCCCCGAGCGCAGAAUUCCGGUCCUGUUUUACCACCCGGGUCGACGGAGAAGGCAGAGACCGAAGUCAUCUGUCUGUGCGGCAGUUGAAGGAACUCUCUGGUUCACUCAGCGACGUCGCAGUGACUGGAUCAGCGAAAAAACCUGCAAUUUAGCAUUACCGACUAAGACGAGGGAGACUGUAGUGACCAUUUCCGGCUUAGUAACCGUUGUCAGCCAUCCAUACCCAACGCCGGAGUGUGCAAUCUCUGUGAUUCGAUCUCGCGACAUGUUGGUUAAAAGCCCAACGCCCCUACCACUGCGCCAGGGGCUUGUUGUCCUGUCGUUGCGAUCGGGUAGAGAGGGCGCUCACCGAGUGCGUUACUGAACUCACUCGUCCUGUUGUGCUUUUAAGUUCCUCUCGAACACCGCCAGCAGCCGCACAGCGGCGCGUGAUAUAAACAGUGUGCCCUCCCUCCUUCCGAUCUUCUUGACUCUGCUGUGACAUCGGAUCCAGGCGAGGAGUGGGAAAGAGAGAGUGUAGUAAGUGCUGCGCAAGUGUACUAUCACUAUAGACGAAUUCACGCACAAAUCGCCGUGCCUGCUACAACUUAGUGUGUAGCACACGGUGGACACCGUCGAAAUCGACGGUCGAACUGUCGGUUAGGAGGCGGGACUUCUAACCAACAGGUCAUAGGGUCAAGCCCCGGGGGUUGCACACUUCAGGUUUGGGUAGGGCUAGCUGAUGACGACUAGUGAGCCAGAAAUGGCCAUUCCAGCCUCCAUUAUCUUUGUCGGUAAUGCUAUUCUGCCUAUAUUACGCGCCAAUGGGUGGCCGCUGAGGGUGCUCGAGGGAGGACCUUAAGGCAAAACGGAUAAGAGACUUCAAUAACACGAUCGGUGAGCAUCCCUAACCCUGUAGUUGUUCGCCUAGACGGCGCAAAACAGGUCCCACAAUGAUAUUUCAUUCCCCCAACUCCGGAAAGUGACAGAAAAGUCGGCUAGGAUUGGCCGGCAGAAAAACUGGACAGGAAUAGCGACCUCCAAGGAGAAGGCCUCAGAUGUUGCUGACACUCGAAGACUACGCCACAGUAUCCACAAAGUUAGUGAUAAGCCCUUGAAAUUUAGUGGCUCUGUUCGCGAUGUGAAUGGCGGCUUUACUGCUGACAAUUCGGUAAGGCCGAUCGUUUGCCUGAACACUUCGAGCACCUUCUCAACUUUUAUAAGCAACCUAUCACACCCUCCCUCCCCUCUGCUGUGGACUUUCUUCCUUUUUCGGUUUAUGAAAUGUCGUAUUGUCUCACUUUUGAGAGAGAAGUUGCCGAUGCAAUACAAAAGGUGAUUGAGCAAGCGUGGAAAAAUGAGGUGGUUCCCAAUAACUAGGGUUCGGCAUGCUUGCGCCUGUGCGUGACUCUAGGAGCAUGCCCAACCAAGCUGGAUUCCGAAGUGCGCGUACAUAAGCGGACCAGAUAUUCACACUGUCGCGCACUCUAGCAUUCUGUCAUGGCUACCAGCAACCGACAGUCAUCUCCUUUGUCGCUGCGUUUUACUCCAUCUAUCGUGAGUCCCUGUGGAAAACAGUGGAAUUAGAUCGUGUGCCGGCCAAAAUAAUCGUCAUGACCAGUGUCUGCUGCUGAUCCACCACUGCGCGAUCUUUCUUCCAUGACAGUCUCUCCCAACUGUUCUAUAUCCGAUCGGGUGUUCGGCAAGGCUUUAUCCUGUCGCCUAUUCAUUGGAUUCUCGAAAGGGCUCUAUACGGUUUUGAAGGUGCGGAGUUCGCACUUGGACAGCAGGUGACCGAUCUAAACUACGCUUUACUGAUCUAUAGUCUGCGGUGUCACUACUGCAUGAAGUCGCUACUUUAAUCGGUUUAUCCGUAAACGUUGAGAGGAUCAAAUUGUUUUUGAGUUGCAUCCCUGGCCAAUACAAAGCGACUCUCGGGUCUGAUGGCUAUCGACUUGAAGUAGACAGUUACAAAUACCUUAGGACGAGGAUGCGGCCCAGUGUACAGAGUGCGGACAACAAUUUCUUCCUCGCAGAUGCUGCUUGCUGGAUUUCCCAGUGCUUAGAAGGUGCCCCUAGACCCGACACAACAUCUUCAUCGCCACAAAGAUUCGCGUGUACAGCGCAUCCGUCCGGCCAAUCCUCUUCUAUGGUUACGAAUACUGGGCUUUGCACGUGGAAGAUGACUGACGACUGGAGGUAUUUGACGACUUCUGCCUGAGGAUCAUCCUUCGAGUGAAGUAUACGGGCUUCGUCUCAAAUAAGGCGGUCCCCAUUUGCUGCGACAACAUCGCGAGGAUAUCUUAGGUCAUCCAAGAAAGACGACUGAGGUGGUUUGAGCACGUCCUCUGUCGUCUGUCUCAUGUUUUCACAGAUACUUCCCUUAAUCCGGCGUCAUUGCCUACCUGGAGGCCUCAAAAUAGUGACCAACUAAAGACUUGGCUCGACACGGUUCGUCAAGACACGAGGUAGUUUUCGGACCUUCGGUAUUCGGUCCCCAUCGCUAGAGAAGAGAAUUGAUCGAGCUGUGCAGAUUCGCUGCUUUAAAUCGUCACGCAAGAAUAGAUACAAUAAGUGACCUCGUUGAGGAUGGCCACAUCAGAUAUUAUCACAGUCUCACCAUGUACAAUUGACAGGUAUGUAGCGGCACAGCAGAGAGAAUAUGUGCAGCAUGUGAGCUACAAUCGUCAGGCCAAAUUCCAUGUUUGAAGGGUGAAGACAAAGGGGACCAGAAUAAGGGGUUUAUUGUGCACAGAACCCGGAGUUGUCCUCUCAGGCGGCAGUGGCCACGGGCGAAGCCAGGGCUGGUGUUGACUGCGUCCAGUCAGGCCUGAGAGUCCCUGAGAUAGUGGUGGCAGCCGCUUUUGUAGGCUCGUUGGCCAAGCUCAAGUGGUGUCCAGUCAGCGUGUGUUGCAUUUGCCGGGGGUGGUGUCCCGGCGGCUUAGGUUGUGGUUGCAGGGGGUGGCGCGUUCAAGUGGCCGCAUGGGCAGCUGCGACUGCGCGGACGCAGGUAUGCCCGAGCUGUUGGUUGUGUGACUUCAGGUCACCUCGUCUGGGACGGCUCGCUGCAAGGGAUGAAUGACCUUGAGGCAGCGAUGUCUGGAACAAUGACGCCAGACCGGUCAUGAUGUCUGGCUGCCACAGGUACAUCGGGAGCCCUCGAGAUUUUAGUCAGACAAGCAUUAUAAUGAUCUGUUCCCUUUUUUGAAAAAAUGACGCAUGACAAUUGGAAAAGUAAACUGCUUGGCAAGAAUCCAUCCAUAUUUUAAAAAAAUGUGUAUCAUUUUUUGGGAGACGUCACCAAACAGCGUGUUAUUUAAUUGACCACCAAGAUAUGGUCCACAGGAUCUCAUGGAUAUCAAAGAAAGACGAGAUCGUUUGCCUAAUAGGCAAUUGCCCAAUCGGUCCGCUCGUUCAAGUAUUACCUACUUCAAUCUUAAGUUAUUUCGAACGCCUUGAUUCUACAAUCUUGCAUAGCGUUGGAUUCGCUUAGCAUGCCGCUUUCUCAUGGCCUCGGUGUAAAGUGAUGUAUUUUCCGAGUGUUCAUUUUUUCCUGAAUAGUUCGCGGGAACCAUUGUUGUUUUGACAAAUGCCAAAUUUAUUUUUGGAGCUAAGGUAGAUUAGUUAGGCACCUAUUACCUACCACGCUCUAUCCCAGCCAUAACUUCAUUGUACACGUUGAGAACGUGUGCGCGACCAUUGAACUGUGUGUAAAUGACUAGUCCGAAAGAACCAUGGUUUUAGAAAUUUCCUACUCAUCUUUUCAAACCUCUAGGCCCGCGGUGCGUAUAUUCUGUAUCCAAUGUUAGACGGUUAUCGUGUCUAUUCCAGUUAUCGUCCCCCCAACCCUGCACCUGUUUGGUUCCUUUGAUUAUCGUUAUUCUAUUAUGCCGCUUUUUGUCAGGCUAUAAGACGACCACUCAUAGCUCAGUUCAUUUAUUUAUUGAUCAUUAUUCUGUGCCAAUCUGAAAUUUGCGGCCAAAAUGUCGCAGUUAUAUCGUCGUUUGCACUGCCCUGCCUCUAUUGACCACUAUCCCGCAGUGCUGGUGGGGGCAUUGAUCUGGCCGGCAAUGGCUAAGCGUCAGGAUAUGAAGUCGUUAUCUGUUUCAUCCAGCUUUUGUCGUAACUGUCAUCCACGACCUAAUAAAUUUGCUGCUCUGGAGUUGUAAUUUUUUUUAAGAGGGCACGGUUUCAUGGGUGCGCCCUGUUAGCAAAGGCAUCAGCUCAAGUUAGACAUUAACCGCCGUGAAUUGUUCAUCUUUUCACUACCUUCGAUCCUUCGUAAAUAUUUACGAUGUUAUCACCUCUAUAUGUGAUAUGGGUGUAGGGGUGUUGAAGUGUCCAGCGGUGCGUCCACGUAACGGUGUUAGUAGGUAGCUCACUUGCUUGCAUUUGUAGACUACGCCUAGCGUCCAUUAACUUUAACCCAACUUUCACAUGUGGCUCCCCGAGUCUAGGCUCUGCCUGGCGGCCACAACCCGCUAACCGCCUCUACCGACAGGCCAAACCAGGUGAGGGUAUCCGUUUGUAUAUCUCUGCACACGGUAACUCGACUUUGCUGGCCGGAUAGAUCACCGCCUCGGCAUCUCCAAGAUGAGGCUCUGUCCGUAACACCGCAGGAGGCUACAAGGUAAGUGAGGUCCCAGUUAAGCGAAUAUUGCUCCGUUGGAUGGAUAUUUGUCUGCUUGUUUGUUUCUGUACUUGUUACAAGUUAAAUUCCGUUCCGUCGAAUUUCCUCUGUUGGCCUUGCUUUUUUGUUGUUCUUGCCUGCUUGCUUUUUGUCUGCUUGUUCGUGUCCGUCCUUAUUGCAAGCUAACUGCCCUAUUUAAGGAGAGCACUGUUCAUCCCCGCGAGGGGGAAGGGGCUAGAAAAUAUGUUCUAAACAAAUGCCGUCUACAGGCUGGCCGUGGCUCGCGGACAACAGAACACUAUCGAAACAACCAAAUAAGAAACAAUAUUAUUUCUCUUAUUCUCAUGCUCCAGACACCGUCCCACCCCACAGGCUCGUUGAUUGAGUCGGCUCACUCUGGAGGCAUGGAAUGUUUGUUCCCUUUUAGACAAUCCGAGGAGCAACCGACCGGAACGGAGGACAGCGCUAGUGGCCCGGGAACUGGCGCGCUACAAGGUGGACAUCGCCGUACUCAGCGGGACUCGAUUCUCCGAACAAGGCCAAUUGGAGGAUGUGGGUGCCGGCUACACCUUCUUCUGGAACGGUCGGCCCAGGGCAGAGCGACGAGACGCGGAUGUCGCCUUCGCCAUCCGGAACGACAUCGUGGGACGACUGCCCUGUCUGCCGCAGGCUAUCAACGAUCGCCUGAUGAGCCUCCGUCUGCCUCUCCGGGGAGACAAAUUCGCCACCACCAUCAGUGCCUAG
This is a messenger RNA of Spirometra erinaceieuropaei, 37609 nucleotides long. NCBI's taxonomy places the organism in Eukaryota, Metazoa, Platyhelminthes, Cestoda, Diphyllobothriidea, Diphyllobothriidae. The record is from the annotation of a GenBank genome assembly.